AGACACUAUACUACGAAUGGGGCUUCUACGCACGCCGAGGGAGGGGCCGGCGAGGCCUUCCGCGGAGUACGGUGGCCCGGAGCGGGCGGCUGUGGACGCGAGUGUCGGGGUGAUGGUGGUGCGGCCCCGCCGGCUGGAGGCCAGAUAAGCCACAAGUCCACUGCACUGAUCUCCAAUUCCUGCUGAACCAAACCUGGACUGUUGUUUCUUGGUCCUAAAGAACGUCGGGGAAAACCUCACCCUGUCUUAAUGAUGGUCUUUCUGUCCAUGAAGAAGCAGUCCCAGGAACUAACCACAUUUGUUUGACUACUCCAGUAUAAUCUUUCAGGCUUCACUGAGGGAACAUCUUAGAGAGUCAUUGUAUUUCUAAGCCUUCAAUAUUUAUUUUGGGGCUGUGGACCCUCUUACCAGAUACAUUUUGGAUCAAAAUGGAAGGUGUCGAAGACAUUUUGGAUCAAUUAUACAAGAAAGUACUUCUUGGAGCCAGCCUUGAAGAUGAUGUCCGUGGUUACAUCUUUUAUCUCAACCCUGACCUCUCAGAACAAGCUGGCUCUCUAGCUCGUUCUAAUGUCAGUGGUGCACUUGAUGGGGUGCCAAGCCACCAUGGGCCAUCCUCCAGUGACCCGACCACCCUUCCUGAAGCAUGGGAGUGUGCAAAGGGUCACUUUGUGAUGAGCAGGGCCCGGGAGGUGAAGCUCCUUCAGUUAACAGUGCUGGAUGUGAUGCUGAGCCGAGUGCUGUCCCCUGAAACAGAGCCCCAGGCAAAGGAGGAGUACAGAGAGCUGACUGAAGGCCUUUUGCAGUCAGCUGAAGUCGAUUCCAAACUGAUCUGGAUGCUCCGGAAUUCUGACAAGUUGUUGUCUCACAUGGCUGCGAAGUGUCUCUCGUCGCUCCUCUAUUUCCAGCUGAGAGCGAAGAUGACAUUGAGUAAUCCCUGGAUCACUUUUUGCCAAAAGCAUCUCUCUGAAUCCUCUGAAAGUGGAGAAGCAGUGCAUUGCCUCUGGAUUCUUACAGUUGUAAUAAAGGAAAUCUUUAAAGAUACACAUUGCCAGCAAGCAGAAAUGCUAAAGCAGCUCUUGGCUCCUUUUGACAUUACUUUUGAAGUAUUCUACAAUUCCUUAUUUUCUCAGCAUUUUGGAAACUUCCAGAAUCCCUCUAAUGUAGUCAACAGCUUGGUGUGCUUCCUGGAGCUGCUUGAACUUCUCACAGCCUCCAGAAUCCACCUGAAACUGCACUUUAAGAGCCAAAGGAUGCUAUUUUUGAAACCCCAUGCUCUAGAUAUUCUCGCCUGGCCUAUUCCAGCUUUUGUUAAAAGGAAAUUGGUUAUAGUCAUCAAAAAGUGCCUCCUUGGUAAAAUGGGGGAAGACCUGUGCCGGGGAUCUGUGCCUGCCCUGAUGUCACCGGACCACCUCCUGGACGGUGACUUGCUGGCCUUAGCUGAUGCACUGCUGCAUGCCGUGCGCCUGGGAUUGUGGAAGGACUUGUCUGUGCCUGGAAAGCCUUCCUGCUUUGGAGGGGAUGUAAUUCAGCCUGGAUGCAGACCCAGGUCUGGACCUGACCACGUGACCCUGAGAGCAGCCAGCUUAAUUACUGUGAAAUCCUUAGAAAUCAAGUUCCAGAAUUGUACCUCAGCAGCUGAAAUGAGAGUUGACUUGCAGAAGUUCAUGUCCCAGUUACUGACCUUCUUGAGACCUCACCUUCAGCCCACUCUACAACUACACAACCAGUGUGAAUGGUUGUCCAGGGUCUUCAUAGAACAGGACGAUGACAUGCUGGAGGCUGCCAAAGCAUCCCUCAGCAUCUACCUCCAGCUGACCAGAAUGUUCCAGACACUUAGAGAAUGGUUCUGGUCGGAGAGAUUCUGGCUUCCUCCAACAAUUAAGUGGUCAGAUCUCGAAGACCAUGAUGGGUUCAUCUUUGUUAAAGCUUCCCAUUUGUACAUGACAAUUCCAUAUGCCCUUCUCUUGGUGAUCGUCAGAUACUUCUUUGAAAAGUUUGUUGCCACACCUCUAGCAAAUGCAUUUGGCAUUCAAAAGACAGUGCAUAAAAUUAAGCCAAAUGCCACCUUAGAGAAUUUUUUCAAGCAUUCCACAAGUCAACCAUCACAUACUGAGGUUUAUGGACUGGCAAAGAAAUGUAACUUGACAGAGCGCCAGGUUGAGAGAUGGUUUAGGAGUCGGCGGAAUCAAGACAGGCCUUGCAGGGUGAAGAAAUUCCGGGAAUCUUGCUGGCGAUUUACAUUUUACUUAAUGAUAACUGUGGCUGGAGUUGCAUUUCUUUAUGAUAAACCAUGGGCGUAUGACCUCUGGGAGGUUUGGCAUGACUAUCCCAAGCAGCCUCUGCUGCCGUCUCAGUACUGGUACUACAUUUUGGAGAUGAGUUUUUAUUGGUCACUGCUAUUUAGCCUGGGCUAUGAUAUCAAGAGGAAGGAUUUCCUCGCUAAUGUCAUCCACCACCUGGCUGCCAUUAGUCUGAUGAGCUUCUCCUGGUGUGCUAAUUAUAUCCGCAGUGGGACCCUCGUGAUGCUGGUGCACGAUGUGUCUGACAUUUGGCUGGAGUCUGCUAAGAUGUUUUCAUAUGCUGGAUGGAAGCAGACCUGCAAUAUCCUAUUUCUCAUCUUCUCUAUCGUGUUCUUCAUCAGCCGAUUCAUCAUUUUCCCAUUCUGGAUUUUGUACUGCACCCUGAUUCUGCCUCUGUACUACCUCGAACCCUUCUUCUCAUACAUCUUCCUCAACUUCCAGCUCAUGGUCCUGCAGGGCCUUCACCUUUACUGGGGUUAUUUCAUAAUGAAGAUGCUCAAUAGAUGCAUAUUCAUGAAGAGCAUUCAGGACGUGAGAAGUGAUGAUGAAGAGGAAGAGGAAGAGGAAGAAGAGGAGGGCACCAAAGGCAAAGGGACAGAUUACCUGAAGAAUGGCCUUGGUACCAACAGGCAUCUCAUUCCCAAUGGUCAGCACAGCCGCUAGCUUGAAGCUCUGGAACUCCCAUGGCACAGUGUGCUGCCAGGACAUUGGGUAGCCUGCUCCCCGACACACAGAGACCCCAGUUUGCCCUUUGUUUUAUUUUAUUUUUUAGAUUGGAGUUUCCUAUGUUACCCAAGCUGGUCUCCAACUAAAGUCAUCCUGCCUUGUGAUAAAAUGUUCAAAAGUGGGAUACCCAUGGGUUUCCCCACAACCAGACUCAGGCUGGCAGGGGAGGCCAGAGGUUUCUCUAGGCAGGUGUUCAUUCUUCCUGUGUCCCCUCCUUAUAGAAUUUGAAGUGGUUGACUUUCUCAGGAACUCGUUUUGUCUGAAUGUUCUCACCUUCCCACCUCUCCCUGUUCAGGAUGGUUUGACAAGUGGCUCAGGAAACCCACUUUACCCAGGUAUUUGGCCACAAUAGCACCUCAUCUUCCAAAAG
Messenger RNA from Phodopus roborovskii (desert hamster), 3396 nucleotides. RefSeq names its product lines homolog 1 (gene Lins1). Gene Ontology annotation, cellular component: membrane. The record is from RefSeq and is a predicted model, not a curated record. The coding region runs from base 429 to 2963 and encodes 844 amino acids. Gene Ontology annotation, biological process: ceramide biosynthetic process. Gene Ontology annotation, molecular function: DNA binding; sphingosine N-acyltransferase activity. The transcript is spliced from 17 exons. NCBI's taxonomy places the organism in Eukaryota, Metazoa, Chordata, Mammalia, Rodentia, Cricetidae.